Messenger RNA from Drepanopeziza brunnea f. sp. 'multigermtubi' MB_m1, 2001 nucleotides. RefSeq lists its product as uncharacterized. Gene Ontology annotation, molecular function: N-acetylgalactosaminide beta-1,3-galactosyltransferase activity. Lineage: Eukaryota; Fungi; Ascomycota; Leotiomycetes; Helotiales; Drepanopezizaceae. The record is from RefSeq and is a predicted model, not a curated record.
AUGCGUAUGGAAUUCUCUGAUCGAUUUUCGGGGUUGGAAGCUGCUCUGGAGCUAUUGACGGAAUGUGAUUUGUUUGCAAUAGAUCUAGUUUCCAAUAUCUAUUUGCCAUUGGAUUAUCGCAUCCGCGAUUCCUCGGAGGAGCAAGCAGGUCAUCGCACAGCAGCGAUGGCGAUCAAAGAGCAAUUGGCUAAAUGGAAGCUAAGCAGCCAAAUAUGGGACCAUGACCAGCUCAUGAUCGGCAGGCUCUGUUGGCACCGCCGAAGCAAACAGGCAUACCGAUCCGUUGAAAUAAGAGGUAAGAGGACAAUCAAGCAGCUUUUCAUACCCACCUUGGUAAGCGGAUCGAUCGUGGCGAAAUCGGGAAAACCUAAUAUCACCCCUAUCACCCCUAUCACCACUAUCACCACCGCCACUAUCGCCACCACCCGUCGCUUUGAAACUGGCCGGCUUCAAUUUGGUGGUGUACUGCCGACAGCCCAACUCCAAGUUAAUGCGAGGCUGACAAAGUGUCCCCGACCACUCGCAUCACGACGUCACGACGCCAACAUCGAGUCACGACGACUUGUACAACCGUUACACGAGACGACCAUGUUGAAGCUCCCCAUACGGCCGCCCACACGCUCUCUCGGCAUCCGCUUGCUUGUGGCCGCCGUGAUCUUGUUUGCACUGGUGCAAUUGCACCUGUCAUACAAUAGCAGCGGAAAGAUAUAUCAGUCCGUAUGGAAAUGGAGCUCCGGGACUGACAGACCGGGAAGCCCAAGCCCGCACAAUGGCACUUUGAGGGAGGGCUGUGAGGGCCUGACGGGAUUCGACAGAGUCGUUAUCAUCGUCAAGACGGGGGCUACGGAGGCGGAGAAAAAGAUCCCAACACAGUUGAAGACGUCGCUGCGCUGUGCCCCGUACGUGUAUAUCUUCUCAGAUAUGGCGCAGACGAUUGGGGAAACCCCAAUUUACGAUGCGCUUGAUACCAUUUCGCCCUCCUUGACAGAAGAAAAUCCCGAUUUCGACCUUUACCGCAAACAGUAUGAGAUUGGGGACCCCGAGCGGAUCAUGGCUGAGCUGUCUGGUUUGAAGGACGCCCGGAUAACGAGUGAUCUUGCCGCUUGGACGCUCGACAAGUACAAGAAUAUGCACAUUGUCGAGAAAAUCUGGGCGAUGAAGCCGGAAAUGGAUUUCUAUCUUCAUAUCGACGCUGACACCUACGUGGUCUGGUCCUCUCUCAUCACGUGGAUUCAGCGACUCGACCCUUCGAAAGAAUCAUACAUGGGUUCACUAGCACUCAUCAAUGGUCUCCCCUUCGGCCACGGCGGGAGUGGCUAUCUGAUGUCGCGAGAGGCGAUGCGUGCAUUCGCCGUAACGCACAACGGCACAGCCGCAAAAUGGGAUUCGCGGAUGCACGAGGAGUGCUGCGGAGACUGGACGCUGGCCCAGGCGCUGAAAGAGUAUAACAUGCCGCUGAAAAACUCGUGGCCGACGAUCAACGGGGAGACGCAGAGCACGAUUCCCUUUGGGGAUGACCAUUGGUGUCAGCCAUUAGUGACGCUGCAUCACAUCUCUAACGUCGAAGCCGAGCAGCUGGCAGCUUUUGAGGCAGAGAGGGAGAACAAGAGCUCCCCGCUCCUCUACUCAGAGCUCUUCAAUGAUCUGGUGUCUGACACUAUCCCCACCCGCCUCGCCUCCUGGGAUAACCUCUCCAAGAACGUCAUCAUCGCCGGCGUCUCUUCCGCCGACGCCUGCUUCUCUGCCUGCCAAGACAAACUCUCCUGUCUCCAGGCGCGCUGGAACGGCGAGCAGUGCUUCAUCGACACCAAGCACGUCUCGUUCGGCAAGCGAGUCGACGUGCAAGAUGGAGAGGGCGUGAGGUGGGAGAGCAUGUGGAACAAGACGAGGAUCGCCCAGUGGGCGGCGCAGAAGAAGGAGUGCGGGAAGCCGGAAUUCCCGUUCCAGGAGCGGCCCACUGUAGCAGCCGAGCUCGACGUCGCUCUCGCUUGGGAAAAGUAG